Molecule: messenger RNA, 1725 nt
Organism: Pteronotus mesoamericanus
Lineage: Eukaryota; Metazoa; Chordata; Mammalia; Chiroptera; Mormoopidae
Gene: ARMC10
Product: armadillo repeat containing 10
Exons: 6
Coding region: 12-932 (306 amino acids)
Biological process (GO): negative regulation of intrinsic apoptotic signaling pathway by p53 class mediator
Cellular component (GO): mitochondrion
Source: RefSeq, a predicted model, not a curated record
CCAGCGGCAGCAUGGGCGGCGCCCGGCACGCGGGCUGGGUGGCGGCGGGCCUGGUCCUCGGGGCCGGCGCCUGCUAUUGUAUUUACAGGUUGGCGCGGAGCCAGCGGCGAGGUAGACAGAGGUUUCGUCUGGCUUCCUCCCAGUCCGCAGAAGACUUAACCAAUGGUUCAUAUGAUGAUGUCCUAAAUGCUGAACAACUUCAGAAACUCCUUUAUCUGCUUGAGUCAACUGAGGAUCCUAUAAUUAUUGAAAAAGCUUUGGUCACUCUGGGUAACAAUGCAGCCUUUUCAGCUAACCAAGUCAUUAUAUGUGAAUUGGGUGGUAUUCCAAUUGUUGGAAGCAAAAUCAAUGAUCCCAACUACAGUAUUAAAGAGAAGGCUUUAAAUGCACUGAGUAACCUGAGUGUGAAUGUCGAAAAUCAAAUCAAGAUAAAGGUAUACGUCAGUCAAGUCUGUGAGGAUGUCCUCUCUGGUCCCCUGAAUUCCCCCGUGCAGCUGGCGGGACUGAGAUUGUUAACAAACAUGACAGUUACCAAUGACCACCAGCACCUGCUUAGCAAUUACAUCACAGACCUAUUCCAAGUGUUGCUUACAGGAAAUGGAAGCACCAAGGUUCAGGUUUUGAAACUGCUGUUGAAUUUGUCUGAAAAUCCAGCCAUGACAAAAGAACUACUUGGUGCACAAGUGGAUUCAUCAUUCCUUUCCCUUUAUGAUGGCCACGUGGCAAAGGAGAUUCUUCUUCGAGUUCUUACACUAUUUCAGAAUAUAAAUAACUGCCUCAAAAAGGAAGGCAAUUUAGCUAAACCUGCUUUCACAAAAGGUUCUUUGUUUUUUCUGUUAUAUGGAGAAGAAUGUGCCCAGAAAAUGCGAGCGUUAGUUAAUCACCAUGAUGCAGAUGUAAAGGAAAAGGUAACAAUAGUACCCAAGUUCUAACUGUUAGAGCAUAUUUUUCCAAAGAGUAAUGCAGUCUGGAACUAACUCCUUUUUCAUCUUCUUUACAAAGGGAUUCUUUCAGCCACUGAAUUUAAACAGUAAAUACUAGAUUUCAUCAUUUGCACAGUAUAGCUGCUUGUUCUAAAACAUUUUUUAUUUUACUCUUUGCUGAGCUACUUCGGGUUAUUUCCUUGCCAUGAAAUAACUGACCUUUUUAUGUGUGAGCUGCUCUUCUACUGUUUGCUGUGACUUGUAGAUACUCAUCUGAGACAGCAUUAUUAGUACAUGUACGUGAUUGUUUCAGAACUACCAUAAAAAUGACCUUGUUCUUUUAGUAGCAAUGAGAUCCUAAGCUCUUGAGUCCACCUGCCAGCCUAGCCAUACUGCUUUUAAGUCUAUUCCAAUCAUUAGACUCUAUUCUAGUCAAUGAAAAUUGUAAACUUUUAGGAGAAAUGUUUCCUAUCACCCACUCGUACUCAAUGUGCCAGUAUAUAAAGAUGCUGUAUAUAAAAUACUGGGAACAAUCAAAUGUCCACCUAUAAAGGCAACAGGUUAAAGCAAUUAACUAGUCUUAAAAGAACUAAGCAGGUCUAAAUGUGCUGAUGUGGAAGGACGCCCAUGAAAUAUGGAUGUGUUUUUUAAAUGAAAAGUACAUGUACAUAUAUGGACAGCACACUUGUUACAAUGAUACCCAAACUCCUGGGAAUGGGAUUUUGGAGUGAGGAAAUGACUUUUCUAUGUACACCUUCUACUCUAUGAGGUUUUUUACUGUGGCAUAACUUAUGUAGUAAUU